AUGGACGAUCGUUCUCUCAUGCUGGAGAGGAAGGCCCGUCGCCGUGCUCUGGCUACCAUCGAGGAGCGUGUCAAGAAAUCGCCCAAUCUGUAUCUCGAGCCGACUGACCUCCAGACAGUCGGGAUCCAUCACCUCCCUCUGACCCUGAAAGACGGCACCAACGCCCUGCCUCGGUUUUUCCGCCCAUACGCCGAGGAUCUACCUCUCCCAGAUAAGGAGGAUGAGUUUGUAGACACGGAGCUAUCCUCGGACCGGCCCAUGUGGAAUGUUCGAGACCUGGAAGAUUUUCUCUUCCGUCAUUUUCUGGACUGCAAAGAGGCCGCCGAGGAGCAGCAUCCUCACAAUCCCCCGCCGUCGGGAGUGCCCCGCGAUCAGCUCGGCGACUACAAGUUCGGUCUCCUUCUGGAGUGUAUCGGGUUCAGCUGGGAAGCUGCGGCGGUGACGGAGCUUGCGGAUCCAACCAUCCCGCAUAUCAAGGCCAUGCUUAUCAGCGAUGCAAUGGGGGAUGAGCGACUGCUUCGCGGCGAGAUCAUGACCAUUACCGACAUCAUGGCUACGCGUCUCCGCACCAAGACCUUCCGCCCGCAUGUUGUUGCUCCGAUACUGCUCGUGUCUCUGAUGGGUCCUCGACAUGCCCGGGUCCUAGAGGCCAGCUUCGACGGGCAGACCCUCACCGUCCGCUCCACAGAGCUGUUCGACUUCACCCAGAGGAACACAGAAGCCGCGCAGCUGCUGGCCCGGUAUUGGCUUGGCGGCGCGUGUGGCUCGACUAUGAUGAAAGCGACCUGAUUCUGGACGGACGGAGGCGUUUGAUCUGGCGUUAGGAAAUAUUUGGUCUGGCGUUAGGGCACAUCUGGUCGGAUUGGAUGGCAGAGAUUCCCCUGGUUAUGAUCGUACUAUCUGCUCCGCGGUCGCUGGAACGACAGGCUUGGAUGCGGCGAAUGACUGACAGAUGAUUGUCUUGAUAAUAAUAAUGAUGAGCUGAACUGGAC
Aspergillus heteromorphus CBS 117.55 is the source of this 992-nucleotide messenger RNA. RefSeq lists its product as uncharacterized. The transcript has 3 exons. The record is from RefSeq and is a predicted model, not a curated record. Lineage: Eukaryota; Fungi; Ascomycota; Eurotiomycetes; Eurotiales; Aspergillaceae. Bases 1 to 789 code for a protein of 262 amino acids.